Molecule: messenger RNA, 4230 nt
Organism: Oncorhynchus keta (chum salmon)
Lineage: Eukaryota; Metazoa; Chordata; Actinopteri; Salmoniformes; Salmonidae
Product: centrosomal protein of 89 kDa-like
Exons: 8
Coding region: 239-937 (232 amino acids)
Biological process (GO): cilium assembly; mitochondrion organization; chemical synaptic transmission
Cellular component (GO): ciliary transition fiber; centriole
Source: RefSeq, a predicted model, not a curated record
ACUCAAACGCCAACUGGAGGCUGACUCAGGCCGUCAGCAGACUGAGCUAGAGGAGCUGCAGCAGAGAGUGACUAGUCUACAGACAGAGAAGAACAGUCUGCUGUUGGACAAAACCAACCUGACUGCUGACAUCAAGAGUCUGGAGGCUGACCUGGAGGUGUCCCGACAUGCCAACAGGAAGGCCCAGAGGCGUAUAGGCCUGUUGAAGCAACAAGUUGAUGACUCUAUAGAGAAGGAGAUGAGAGCCCAUCACUACCUGUCCUCUAUCGUAGCUCUGGCUGAGAAGACCACACAGGAGAGAGACCAGCUAGUAUACAUGGCCUCGUCCCUAGAGCACGACAAGCAGGGGGUGAUCAGCAGGAUUGUGGAGGACACCGUGCGGCUCGGAAAGCUUCAAGAGAAGGUCAAGGUGUACAAGAAGCAGGCAGCCUGCAGCCUGGGGGUUCUGGGCCAGAGGCUGGUGGAGCAGGAGGAGGACUUUGCAGGGAGGGCAGCCUCCUACCAGACAGAAAUACAGCACCUCCAGAGGCUUCUACGAGACAAACAGCACGACCUGGACGGAGUGCUGCGGCAGAAAAGAGAGGUGGAAGGUGAGUUGGAGGUGGUGUGGGUGGCAGCGACCAGAGAGAACCAAAGAAUUAGAGAGACCCUCCAGGACUCCAGCCCAUCUCUCACCUCCCUCAGCCCAGCCAGAGUGCACCAUGGCAGGGGUCUGAGCGAUGGACCCUCCCCAGCUGGCUCUCCCACCCCCAGGAUGAGGUGUUCUACCCCCCGUCCGCACCCUGACAGCUCUGGCCCUCCUCCCUGCAUCUCCUCUCCCCAGAGCGGCGGCCGGCCCGGCCUCCACCACAGCCCUAUGUUCGAGUCUGACUCGGACCAGCACCAGAACCCCUCCUCAGAUGAGAGCGAGAAGAACGGCAUGGACUUCUAUUCUUAGUGUCCUUUUUUGUAUUGGUCUUAGGGAAGACAAGUAGCCUGGUCCCAGGUCUGUUUUAGUAGCCUGGUCCCAGAUCUGUUUAGUAGCCUGGUCGCAGAUCUGUUUAGUAGCCUGGUCCCUGAUCUGUUUAGUAACCUGGUCCCAGAUCUGUUUAGUAGCCUGGUCCCAGAUCUGUUUUAGUAGCCUGGUCGCAGAUCUGUUUUAGUAGCCUGGUCGCAGAUCUGUUUUAGUAGCCUGGUCGCAGAUCUGUUUUAGUAGCCUGGUCGCAGAUCUGUUUUAGUAGCCUGGUCCCAGAUCUGUUUUAGUAGCCUGGUCGCAGAUCUGUUUUAGUAGCCUGGUCCCAGAUCUGUUUUAGUAGCCUGGUCCCAGAUCUGUUUUAGUAGCCUGGUCCCAGAUCUGUUUUAGUAGCCUGGUCCCAGAUCUGUUUUAGUAGCCUGGUCCCAUAUCGGUUUUAGUAGCCUGAUCCCAGAUCUGUUUUAGUAGCCUGGUCCCAGAUCUGUUUUAGUAGCCUGGUCCCAGAUCUGUUUUAGUAACCUGGUCCCAGAUCUGUUUUAGUAGCCUGGUCACAUAUCGGUUUUAGUAGCCUGAUCCCAGAUCUGUUUUAGUAGCCUGGUCCCAGAUCUGUUUUAGUAGCCUGGUCCCAGAUCUGUUUUAGUAGCCUGGUCCCUGAUCUGUUUAGUAGCCUGGUCCCAGAUCUGUUUUAGUAGCCUGGUCCCAGAUCUGUUUUAGUAGCCUGGUCCCAGAUCUGUUUUAGUAGCCUGGUCCCAGAUCUGUUUUAGUAGCCUGGUCCCAGAUCUGUUUUAGUAGCCUGGUCCCAGAUCUGUUUUAGUAGCCUGGUCUCUGAUCUGUUUUAGUAGCCUGGUCCCUGAUCUGUUUUAGUAGCCUGGUCCCUGAUCUGUUUAGUAGCCUGGUCCCAGAUCUGUUUAGUAGCCUGGUCCCAGAUCUGUUUUAGUAGCCUGGUCCCAGAUCUGUUUUAGUAGCCUGGUCCCAGAUCUGUUUUAGUAGCCUGGUCCCAGAUCUGUUUUAGUAGCCUGGUCCCAGAUCUGUUUUAGUAGCCUGGUCCCAGAUCUGUUUUAGUAGCCUGGUCCCAGAUCUGUUUUAGUAGCCUGGUCCCAGAUCUGUUUUAGUAGCCUGGUCCCAGAUCUGUUUUAGUAGCCUGGUCCCAGAUCUGUUUUAGUAGCCUGGUCCCUGAUCUGUUUUAGUAGCCUGGUCCCAGAUCUGUUUCAGUAGCCUGGUCCCACAUCUGUUUCAGUAGCCUGGUCCCAGAUCUGUUUUAGUAGCCUGGUCCCAGAUCUGUUUUAGUAGCCUGAUUUAGUAGCCUGGUCCCAGAUCUGUUUUAGUAGCCUGGUCCCAGAUCUGUUUUAGUAGCCUGGUCCCAGAUCUGUUUUAGUAGCCUGGUCCCAGAUCUGUUUUAGUAGCCUGGUCCCAGAUCUGUUUUAGUAGCCUGAUUUAGUAGCCUGGUCCCAGAUCUGUUUUAGUAGCCUGGUCCCAGAUCUGUUUUAGUAGCCUGGUCCCAGAUCUGUUUUAGUAGCCUGGUCCCAGAUCUGUUUUAGUAGCCUGGUCCCAGAUCUGUUUUAGUAGCCUGUUUUAGUAGCCUGGUUCCAGAUCUGUUUUAGUAACCUGGUCCUUGGUCUGUUUUAGUAGCCUGAUUUAGUAGCCUGGUCCCAGAUCUGUUUUAGUAGCCUGGUCCUUGGUCUGUUUUAGUAGCCUGAUUUAGUAGCCUGGUCCCAGAUCUGUUUCUGCUCUUGCUAACUCCAUUGUUCAUUGUCAAGCCAAACAUGACAUGACAAUUCCAUAAAGAGUUGGCAGGAGAGUAGAACCACCCUGACACCAGGCAAGAAGACCAGGUCUGUAUUGGUCAGACUAGCACCACCCUGACACCAGGCUAGAACCACCCUGACACCAGGCUAGAAGACCAGGUCUGUAUUGGUCAGACUAGAACCACCCUGACACCAGGCUAGAAGACCAGGUCUGUUUUGGUCAGACUAGAACCACCCUGAUACCAGGCGAGAAGACUAGGUCUGUUUUGGUCAGGCUAGAACCACCCUGACACCAGGCUAGAAGACUAGGUCUGUUUUGGUCAGACUAGAACCACCCUGACACCAGGCUAGAACCACCCUGACACCAGGCUAUAAGACUAGGUCUGUUUUGGUCAGACUAGAACCACCCUGACACCAGGCUAGAACCACCCUGACACCAGGCUUGAAGACCAGGUCUGUUUUGGUCAGACUAGAACCACCCUGACACCAGGUCUGUUUUGGUCAGACUAGAACCACCCUGACACCAGGCUUGAAGACUAGGUCUGUUUUGGUCAGACGAGAACCACCCUGACACCAGGCUAGAAGACUAGGUCUGUUUUGGUCAGACUAGAACCACCCUGACACCAGGCUAGAAGACUAGGUCUGUUUUGGUCAGACUAGAACCACCCUGACACCAGGCUUGAAGACUAGGUCUGUUUUGGUCAGACUAGAACCACCCUGACACCAGGCUAGAAGACUAGGUCUGUUUUGGUCAGACUAGAACCACCCUGAUACCAGGCGAGAAGACUAGGUCUGUUUUGGUCAGACUAGAACCACCCUGACACCAGGCUUGAAGACUAGGUCUGUUUUGGUCAGACUAGAACCACCCUGACACCAGGCUUGAAGACUAGGUCUGUUUUGGUCAGACGAGAACCACCCUGACACCAGGCUAGAAGACGAGGUCUGUUUUGGUCAGACGAGAACCACCCUGACACCAGGCGAGAAGACUAGGUCUGUUUUGGUCAGACUAGAACCACCCUUACACCAGGUCUGUUUUGGUCAGACUAGAACCACCCUUACACCAGGUCUGUUUUGGUCAGACUAGAACCACCCUGGCACCAGACUAGAACCACCCUGACACCAGGCUAGAAGACCAGGUCUGUAUUGGUCAGACUAGAACCACCCUGACACCAGGCUAGAACCACCCUGACACCAGGUCUGUAUUGGUCAGACUAGAACCACCCUGACACCAGACUAGAACCACCCUGACACCAGGCUAGAAGACCAGGUCUGUAUUGAUCAGACUAGAACCACCCUGACACCAGGCUAGAACCACCCUGACACCAGGUCUGUAUUGAUCAGACUAGAACCACCCUGACACCAGACUAGAACCACCCUGACACCAGGUCUGUAUUGAUCAGACUAGAACCACCCUGACACCAGACUAGAACCACCCUGACACCAGGUCUGUAUUGAUCAGACUAGAACCACCCUGACACCAGACUAGAACCACCCUGACACCAGACUAGAACCACCCUGACACCAGACUAGAAC